AUGAACGGAAGUGAUUGUGACGAAAAUGGGGCGGGUACGUUCCUGAUGCCUCUGAAAAAGAAGAGAUGUCCGAGGGAAUCGGAAGAAGAAAGCUGUCCGCCCGAGCGGCGUGCUCGGUUUGAAGAUUCGGUAGAGUGGAAGUGGACCAAGUGUACAAGCGAAGGCUUGUUCCGGACGCUGGGCCGGUACUACGACGAGACGUGGUUCCCGACCGCGGUCAACGAGUGGUGUCAGCUGUACUACCGGUGCAACCAUGUGGCCGACUACUGGCAGCACCGAGACGAGUGGCUGGCCGGCGACGAGGAAAUCCGGCUGGCCGUGUGGGCUGAAGUACUUAAGCACCGAGACCAACAUGACGCGGAACAGGCAGAACAAUGCGACACCGACCUGAUGUACGUCGACGACCGAGUAGACGCCGCCAAGAUAAUGGAAAUACAUGGGGCCCUAAAUGAGGCAAAUGACCGGAUCGAUCUAAAACGAGUGGACGUGCAACCUACCUGUGUCGAGAAACCGAACGCUGCGGAAAGGAAAAGGGCGGAAGUCGAAGCUGCCGAGAUAGCACUAGCCGACCCUGACGAAGAACCGGACUGGGUGGAAAUGAGGCGCAAGAUGAGAGGCUCUUUUGCGGCAUUAAACCUAGCCCGGUGCGACGUCAGCGCCGAACUCCUGGACCACAUCAUGAUUGAGCUGUGCAAGUAUUGGGCAAACGCGCCGGAACUAGAGCACGUGAUCGAUCCGCUGCUAGAGCGGAACAUCAUGCGCGAGGUACAAAAUUUCCGAUACAAACUCUACAACGUGGCCGUCGAGAUCGAACCGGAGCUCGAACAGUUGUGCCCGGAAACGGAGGAACCGGAACCGUGCUGCAUACGAAGACGGUCGUCAUCCCUGCCGACACCACCGCCACGACCGUCACCAGUGGUCUGCAAGAAACCGAAACCUAGAGCAUCGAGCUGUCGCAUUCGCAGACCGGCUACCAACAAGUUGGUCGAGGCCAGGGCUCGGCAAAACGCCGCCAGGGCUCAGGACCGUGAAAACGCGUCCAAGGGUCAAUGUCGCGACCGUAGGUAG
Messenger RNA from Myzus persicae (green peach aphid), 1068 nucleotides. RefSeq lists its product as uncharacterized. Lineage: Eukaryota; Metazoa; Arthropoda; Insecta; Hemiptera; Aphididae. The transcript has 2 exons. The record is from RefSeq and is a predicted model, not a curated record. Bases 1 to 1068 code for a protein of 355 amino acids.